Pocillopora meandrina is the source of this 2574-nucleotide messenger RNA. The record is from the annotation of a GenBank genome assembly. NCBI's taxonomy places the organism in Eukaryota, Metazoa, Cnidaria, Anthozoa, Scleractinia, Pocilloporidae.
UCGUGCUCUGACACGCCCGUGGGUGUUCGUGAUGAAUUAAAAGUGAUACCUGAUGAUAACAUGACUGCAAGCUCGGUGCUCCCUGGUUUUCCAGCCAAAGAUGGUCGCCUGGCCGGAACUGGUGCCUGGUGUUCGCUAACAAAUGGUAGUGACACUGAUCCAUAUCUUGAAAUAAGCCUGGGUAAAAGCUACGUAAUAUGCGGCAUCGAAGUGCAAGGAAAGCCUAAUGCUGCCGAGUCUACAAACUUUACGCUCCAGUCUUCAACAAACGGAUCAAACUUUAUUGAAGUUGACUCAGGGCAGGUAAAUAAUUGAACUUUAAUUUUUAUCAACUUGUUUCGCUGGCGGGUUUUUCAAAUUGGUUUUAUGUAAACGAUUUGAAGAUAUCCAUAAUUUCUGUCGAGACUGGUCAGAAUUUAAUGUUUUAGACUGUCAAUAUCCACCUUAAGGUGGGCUCAAAAUAUUUUUCUUGAAUUUGCGAAAAUACUAUUCCCACCGACCAGAGAUCUUAUAAUUUGAUCUUCAGAUCAUUUAAUUAUAUACGCACAAAAGCCGUUUUUUUUUUCUAGCACCGAGGUCAUAGCUGGACUUGAUAUUCAAUAGUCAGCAUUACUAAUAAAGCUUUUAAACCAACUUAUAUCAAAGUAGUAUCACAACACAGCAUAGCAUUGCUAUCGUUGUCUUUAUACGUUUUCUUUUUCAUCGUAGCUUUUGUUUUCAUUUUUUUUUUGUCUUUGAAACUCUGCACUUUCCUCAUAUGAUAUUUCAGAGUAGGAAUUCCUUGGAAUUUUUCGAAGUGGUAAACGCUACUUUCAACUAGAGAAUUCCUAGUGAAAAUACAAAGUUAUUUUUCAUAGACUUUUUCCCUUGGUGUUGUCGUCCUGAUUACUAGGUCCCUUGCCGCUCUCAUUACGAUUAUUACUGCCUCGAAGCUAAAGUCGAUACCUUUUGCCUUUGACUUCCUUGUGUUAGCAGCCUACAGACUUGAAUUCUUUUAGGUCCCUAUAUUGGGUGUCUAUUAACAACCGAUUGUUAUUAAUGAGUAUUUAGAACUAAAACACGACAUGUGAAAUGGUUUCGAAUUUUUUUAAAAACUGAGAAGAGAAUCAAUAGCUUGAAUUUCCCUUAAUCCUGUUUCUUUUCAUGGAUUUUGAAGUAUUAACGUUUUCGGUACGUUUCCAGACCUUUCAUGCCUCUUCAGCUGGUGGCGAUGUCGCUACAUUCCAUGUCCUGGCAACAAACGUAACUGCAACACAUCUGCGGUUUAAGCCAGUUUCCAACGUUACAUGCCUGAGAGUGGAGAUUUACGCUGUUCCAGGUAUGUUCUAUAGCGAUAUGAUUUUUGUGGAGAUUUACGCUGUUCCAGGUAUGUUCUAUAGCGAUAUGAUUUUUGUCAUAAUGAUAAGUUGUGUAUCACAUGACGAUUGCAGUACGAAAUAGUCUUUAUAAUGUUAGUGGAGACUAGCGAAACAUAAGCUUAACACAAGUGUUAUUACCGGGGGAAACGGUAACGCAAAAAUCAACAUGAGUGCCCGAUAGGGAAAACUAUAUCCUGCGUAGAUGGUUGUUAAGGAGCAGUUUUCGUUAAACCAGAUUUGGGAGAGAGGGUUUACGAAAUAUCUUAUUCCACGCUACUCACUGAGGAAACAGCAUGAUACGUCCUAUUUAUUUAUUUAUGACCCGGUUUUGCUGUUCAGUCAAGAAAACGCGGACGCCAUUCUUAUUGCUUCGAUGCUUUUAGGUUUUGUGGCUCAACGUUUCGACUGUGUCAUUAAACUAACUCCAAAAUACACACAACGACCAAUCGGAAGAGCUAAAAGUGCCAUAAGGAGCCGAUGAGAAAUUGGAAACGUAAUGACACGGAGACAGCCUGAAGGGCGGAAAAAUACCAGUUAUCAAGUUACAAUUGAUUGUAUUUUUGUCUCUGCUUGAUCGAAAAGAUGCACGUGGUGUGCGUUUUUAAGACUGAUCGCAGAGCAAACUAUGACAAAGUCGACUCAAUCCCAGAUUGAUCUUGACACUCAACAAAUCUUUGAAACCAACUAUAGCUAAGGUGGCGCAGGGGAGAGGAGAGGGGGGGGCUGAUGAGGAAGGCGGUCUCAUCAGGUGGAGUCACUAGUUUUCGAGUUUAAUAUUUGGGAAUCGUGAAUUACGAGAUAUCGUUUAUAAUGACUCAUGAAUAUUGAAAUAAAAUUGGGCAGGAAUCACUGCUCUGCAGGAUCAGAUGAUUCUUCGAUGAUGACGUUCAUUCUGAUCGUUUUUUUUAUUUUCAUUCCUUUAAUCUCAGAGAAUGUUACCAUCAAUUGCCAGGCGUCCAACAUCUUGAUAGAAAUUCAAAAAUCAUUAUUUAUUGAUACUGAAUUCGCCGCGACUGACCUGGCUCUCAAUGACAGAGACUGUAAUGCUGCCAAUGGUUCAAACACUUUCGACUUUGACAUUAUCCAUGGGACAUGUCAAACUGCGCUCAAUUACUCAAAGGAUGGCGAAAGAGUAUUUUACCACAACGUUGUCUUCGAUACUAAAGCAGAUCCGGACGAUCCCGAAUUUAACAUAAUUUGCACUUAUUCAAGUAAG